This is a messenger RNA of Harmonia axyridis, 1257 nucleotides long. Its product is annotated as piggyBac transposable element-derived protein 4-like. The coding region runs from base 1 to 1257 and encodes 418 amino acids. The transcript has a single exon. Lineage: Eukaryota; Metazoa; Arthropoda; Insecta; Coleoptera; Coccinellidae. The record is from RefSeq and is a predicted model, not a curated record.
AUGGAACGUAAGAAUUAUGAUCUGAAUAACCCAACCCACGUUCAAGAACUCAUGCGUUUUCUGGAGGAUGAUGAUUCAAGAGACCCUGCAGAAAACGAGGAUUUGGGUGAAGAGAGUGAUAUCGACGAAAUUGAUGAAGUGGAGCAACGUGAAGGCGAUUCAUUAUCCGAACAAGAUCAAUCAUCUGAUGAAGAGAAUUUGUCAAAUAGCGAAAUUGAAUUUUAUCUAGGACGAGAUAAACAGACUAAAUGGAAUAAAGAGCCACCUUCAAAUAAACGGCGUACACCGUCUCAGCAUAUAAUGGUAAACCUUCCUGGUAGCAAGGGCAAUGCGCGCAACGCUAAAAAUAUUUUAGAUUGUUGGAAAAGUUUAUUCACUGAUGAAAUCAUUCUUAUUAUAGUGAAAUACAAAAACCAAUAUAUAGACACCAUCCACCAUAAAUUUUCUAGGGAUAGAGAUGCUAGACACAAUGACAUGAUUGAAAUACAUGCUUUCAUUGGUUUGUUAUAUCUAGCAGGGGCUUAUAAAUCCAAUCGUCAAUAUCUGGAGGAACUCUGGGGACAGGAAGGUGACGGUAUUGAAAAAUUUGGACUAGUAAUGAAUAUAAAACGUUUCAAGUUCCUUAUUCGUUGCUUGCGUUUUGAUGAUCGAUCUACUAGAAACCAACGGAAAACAUUGGACCGCCUUGCUCCAAUUCGUGAAGUUUUCGACAAAUUCAUCAUAAAUUGUCAAAAUUCAUACUAUCCUGCUGAGAAUGUCACCAUUGACGAGAUGCUACCAGGCUUCAGAGGCAGGUGCUCAUUUCGCCAAUAUAUACCUUCAAAACCAAACAAAUAUGGAAUAAAAAUUUUUGCUUUAGUCGAUGCCAAAAUGUUUUAUACAUUUAACAUGGAAAUAUAUGCUGGAACACAGCCGGAAGGUCCCUUUCGUGUGAGCAAUAAGCCUGUUGACGUAGUAAAAAGAUUAGCAGCUCCAUUAUUUGGAUCAGGUCGCGACAUAACUGCAGACAACUGGUUCACUGAUUUCAACCUCAUCCAUGAAUUGAAAACGCAAAGGUUGUCAUAUGUUGGCACAGUCAGAAAAAAUAAGAGACAUUUACCCUACUCUUUUAUCGAUUUGAAGGAGAGAACACAGAGCUCGUUGCUGAUGACGCUUCGUUAUCAAAGCACCUGCUCCCGGAAUAUGUUUCAUACUAUUCCACCGCCAUGUUAUGGCUCAGAAUUCUAUCCCUCAAGAAAAAGAAUUCGCAACCGCUGA